AUGUACUGUGUUGAUUGGUAUUGUGGUGGUGCCGACAGUGACUGGGUGACAAGUGAGGAUUGCCGUAUUGGCAAUGGAGAUGGUGUUGAUGGCAUCAAUUUUUGGCUCUAUACCCAAAACUCACAGUUGAAGAACCAUAUAUGCUCAUUUAUUGGCUCUAUACCCAAAACUCAGAAUUUCAGAUUGUUCUGGCUGAAGCUUCCAAUUCCUGUGAAGCUCCAUUAUCUAAUGCAACUUGGAGGCUCUCCUCAAGUAGUGAUCGUGAAGUACAGCCCUGAAGGUAAACUUUUAAAGAUUUUGGAGGACAGACAAGGAAAAGUAGUUAAAGUUGUGAGCGAAGUCGAGGAGAAGGAUGGAAAGCUUUGGAUUGGAAGUGUUUUGAUGCCAUUUGUUGCAGUUUACAAAUUAGACUAA
Fraxinus pennsylvanica is the source of this 414-nucleotide messenger RNA. NCBI's taxonomy places the organism in Eukaryota, Viridiplantae, Streptophyta, Magnoliopsida, Lamiales, Oleaceae. The record is from the annotation of a GenBank genome assembly.